This is a messenger RNA of Magallana angulata, 1717 nucleotides long. RefSeq names its product vesicle-associated membrane protein 7-like. Gene Ontology annotation, molecular function: SNAP receptor activity; SNARE binding. Gene Ontology annotation, cellular component: SNARE complex; membrane. The transcript is spliced from 8 exons. The coding region runs from base 80 to 742 and encodes 220 amino acids. NCBI's taxonomy places the organism in Eukaryota, Metazoa, Mollusca, Bivalvia, Ostreida, Ostreidae. Gene Ontology annotation, biological process: exocytosis; vesicle fusion. The record is from RefSeq and is a predicted model, not a curated record.
GAUUUCAACUUGAAAUUUUCUAGUGGUGAAGAAAAGGUUUUUCUGAAUUUUUCAUUUUUGGGGGACAUCAAUAUUCAACAUGCCAAUACUUUUUGCAGUGGUAUCCCGUGGUACCACUGUUCUAGCAAAGUAUGCGAGUUGUGCAGGGAACUUUACUGAGGUGACAGAGCAGAUACUGAGCAAGAUUGGACCAGAGGAUUCUAAGCUUACCUACUCACAUGGAAGUUACUUGUUCCAUUACAUCAGUGAGGAUAGGAUCAUCUACCUGUGUAUUUCAGAUGAUGGCUUUGAAAGAUCAAAAGCAUUUUUGUUUUUAAAUGAGGUGAAACGAAGGUUUCAGACCCAGUAUGGAGUAAGAGCACAAACAGCUUUACCUUACUCAAUGAACAGUGAAUUUUCUAGAGUUUUGGCAUCACAAAUGAGAUAUGUCACAGAUAAGAUGGAGCCAGACAAGGUGGAAAAGGUCCAGGGACAAGUUGAUGAGCUCAAGGGGAUCAUGGUCAAGAACAUUGAUAAUAUUGCUGAUCGAGGUGAGAAGUUAGAGCUACUAGUGGACAAGACUGAGGAAUUAAAUGCAAAUGCUGUCUCCUUUAAGAAGUCAAGUCGUGGAUUGGCGAGGUCAUUAUGGCUGAAGAACAUAAAAAUCACAGUCAUUCUGAUCGUUGUAGUCAUUGUAAUUCUUUACUUUAUUGUUUCUGCUGCAUGUGGGGGAUUAGACUGGCCAUGCACAAAGUCCAGCUGAACAGACAGAAUCCUGACCAUUUUCACAAUGAAUCCAGUCUUUCAUUUCAUCCUGACUUGUGUGCCAGACAGUGAUUUCACAACUUGUCAAAGCCAUAUAUACAAAAUGUGUAGCUAGUGUUCAAUAUUACAACCAUCAUUAUUUUUUGGCAAUACCAACCAUAAUUCUUGGCUGUAGGCACCCAUGCAUUGUAUCUUCAAUAUUAUUUUUUUUGUAUCUUGCAAAUACAUUUAUAGGGAAUGGUUUACUUUUUUUUUGAAGAUAGAUAUUUGUUAAUGAAAAAGAAAAAUAGAGCUAUAGAAUUACUUUUGUUCAUCUAAAUCAAUUCUCUUGAAGUGCUUGAAUGGGAUUAUAGCAUCAAAGAAGAAAAACACAACUGGAAAUUUCACAGAUUUCAUUGGUACCUUUCAAAACCUGACAUUCCCAACAAAUUAUUAAAGUGAAUCCACAAAAUAGCAUUUAAAAAUUUUGCUCUCUCUCUCUCUCUCUCUCGAACUGAAUUUUUUCCACAUUACUGUAGAUAUCUUUAUUUAUAAUUUAUGUUGUAAUUAAGUUGAUAUUUCAGUACAGUAUGAUUUUAUCAUUUUCAGUUAUAUGUGAAAUACUUUAUCUAUAGCAAAUGUUAAAAAAAGAAACACAAAUUUUAAAAUUUUCAAAAUUGUAGAAAUACUUUGAAUCCUGUUAGAAUUGAAGAAAUGUAACAAAUAUUGUUCAGAGGAUUUACAAGCAGAUGUGCUGUAAUUCACAGAAAUUGUUGCAAUUUUCCUCUUAAGUGUUUUGUUCCAGAAGUGUGUAAAAUAUGGUACUAUUUAAAAAUACCAAAGUAGAGGGAAUCGGCAAGAUAAGUGCUCUGAUAUGGAGUUAUUUCCAUCAAUAUUUGAUAAUAUAUUUUCUAUUGUUUAUGUUAUAUGAAUUUGUUAUAUCUAUAUGAAUAAAAAUUAAUGUCCAUGUUUAAAAGUUGUUUUUUUAAGCUAG